Molecule: messenger RNA, 1761 nt
Organism: Naegleria fowleri
Lineage: Eukaryota; Heterolobosea; Eutetramitea; Acrasida; Naegleriidae
Exons: 1
Coding region: 1-1761 (586 amino acids)
Molecular function (GO): protein binding
Source: RefSeq, a predicted model, not a curated record
AUGCCGCCAAAGCCAACUACGCCAAAAAAAACCAAAAAACAACUAGAAGAAGAGAAGAAACGUCUCGAGGAACGGAAAAAAGUCAUAGAUGAGGCCCUUGAAUUAUUAUUUCAUCGGAUAUGUAAUGAUUGGCUCGUAGAAGAGGAAUUACCAAGUAUUGCAGCCCAACUUGUUGAGGAAUUUAAACCAGUGUUGGUGGAUCCAUUGACAGAGAUUGGCCGAAUGGAUCCCAGGCACGUGAAAGAAUUACAUCUUGGAUCACGGAACAUGACGGAUAUUCAUGAAAAUAUGUGCAAGUUUGAAAUGUUGGAAGAGCUCUGGCUCAACCACAAUCGUCUCAAAAUCGUUACGAAUUUAAUGGAUGUCAGUACUCUAAAGUCUUCAUCGCGAGAGCUGCCCUUAACGAAAAAGUCAAAAAAGAGAGGUUGUCUCCGACUUAAAUAUUUAUAUCUGCAACAGAAUCGAAUCGAAUCGCUCGAUGAUCAGUGUAUGAAGAAUUUAAAAUUCUUGGAAGUUCUCCUGUUGCAUGACAACAAGUUGAAAAAUUUGGAUCUUGUCCUACAACAACUUUCUCAUAUGAAAUAUUUGAAACAACUUACCCUUUUUGGGAAUCCUCUAUGCGAGGAGGCUGGUUCCAAGUCCAUGUACAGAGGAAGAGUUAUCACUGCCCUACGAUCUCUUGUUGUUUUUGAUAGAAUUGAAAUUACAGAAACUGAAAGAGAGGAAGUGACUAAACUGUUUCCAAACAGAAUCGAACGUUUAUCCAUGUCACGAGAAGAAAAAUUGGCGUUUGGCAAAACAUUACCAGCCAACGCUCUUGAGAGUCGAAAAGCCAACACCAUGUCGGCUUCCAUACUAGGAGGUACUGCAGAAUUGGCCAUUCAUGAGGCCAAACAAAUAGUGAAAGAAAACUCCAUCUAUAAGAGGAAGCUGGAAGAAGAAGAGCGAGCAAUGAUGGCUAAGACCCUCAAAGAAAGCAUUGUGAAACAAUAUAAAGCCAUGGAGGAGAAUGAAAAUCAAAAGCCAGACAAUUUAUUUGAGCGCUUAUCACAUGUGUAUAGAGAUUUUGAUGGUUUACUUACAGCCGACCAGCAACAAGUAAUGAAAGAGAAAAUUAUCAAAGCGUAUCAUCCUGCAUUUCUUGUUGCAUCUCCAACUUUGAAACCAACCAUUCCUCCGGACACUAUGAAUGAACUGUUGAGGGAUCUUGGAAUUUCACAAUUUGCAGAGAGUUGGAUUCAAGAAGUCGAGUCCAAGAAAGGGCAAGAGACAUUCUUUGUGACUGAAGAUGAAAAGAAAAAGAUUUCCUUGUACAAAGAUUUGACAAGGAGUUCAAAGGAAGUCUCAUUCCAUGAUUUUUUCUUAUUGAUCUGCGAGCUCAAGUCAGAGGAGGAGUUCCUCAAUUCCCACAAUCUACAAAAGCAACUUGAUAUUCGAAAGGUUCAAUUCGAAAAAAAAAAGAAGGAACGAAUUGAACGAGAAGAAAAAGAGCAACAAGUUCAACAACCACGACCCAAAUCAGGAGGUGGUAAAUCCAAAACGUCACAACCACCUCGAAAAAUUACAGACAAUACAGAGGAAGAAGAAAUAGAAUGUCAACAACUCGAAGAAAUGUCCAAGAAUACAGCCACUCUGGAGUUGCAAGCUGCUUCGAAAGCAAUCAAGUGGCAGUCGAAGAGUCAACUUCAUGAAACCAUGAGACCAAAAGAAAUCAAAAUUGUACCAAAACGUGGAGAUGUAUACAAAUCUUACUACUUGUGA